AGCUCAUAACGUGACAUGCGCUGGCAGGAAAGCAACUAUGUCGCGGACAGCCGGCACACUUCGAGGACCAAACUGAGGUGGGAUUGGCUGUUCUCAACUCGUAUCUCGCUCCCAGAUGAUCAGGGUGUGCAUAUGCCUGGCGCAUCCCGCUCCUAGAUGAUCAGGGUGCAUAUGCCUGGUGCUAUCUGAUAUCUGAUACGCCAGUAAGCACCAGUAUGUAAGCACACGGUACAUAUAAAGAGCUCGCGCUCGAAGCACAACCGAGUAGUGUCGAGUUGAGACUUAGCCUCCCUGCUCUAUCCUUUACCCGACAUGUCUCAAGCUCUUCCAGCACAAGAUCCUGGUGAGAAGGAGGCAAACGACGCCCAACAAGUCAUUGCGAGUAAAGCAUACGUCGAUAAUCCGGAACUACUCCCGUGGUACAAGACGGACAUCAUAGAGCUCAAGCCUGAAACGAGGGACUUAUUCGAAAAGUACAGCAAAGUGCCUUCGGAUGACGUGAUCCCGCAUAUCAAGGGAGUGAGAGACGAAGCUUUCAAGAUUUUUCCCUACCCUUGCCUUGGUUACUGGGGUUUCCUCGACUUGAACGUUGGACAAUCUCCCGCCUACGACGAAGUCCUAGGCCGCGUCAAGAAUGGAGAGAAGUUUCUGGAUCUUGGAUGCUGUAUGGGUCAAGACACCCGCAAGAUUGUUUCUGAUGGGGCACCGCCCGAGAACACUUACGCCUCUGAUCUCAAAAAAGGCUUCUGGGACUUUGGAUACGACUUGUUCCGUGACAGAUCAUCCCUAAAGACCGCAUUCAUCGAAGCAGACAUCCUGGAUGCGGACUCUGAUCUGAAACAGCUGGACGGCAACAUGAAUGUCAUAUACGCUUCCUCGUUUUUCCACCUCUUCGAUCUGGACACGCAGGUCAAAGUAGCGAAAAGGAUUAUCCAGCUACUAAAGCCAGCGAGUGGUUCCUUGGUUUUUGGACGACAGGGGGGCAAAGCUGAACCUGGAACUUUUGAGCACCUGAAGAAAGAGUUGACGUCGUACUGGCACAAUGCGGAGUCAUGGACCAAGCUGUGGAAGCAGGUCAGUGAAGAGACCGGGACAGAGUGGAAGAUCGACGCUGUCCUUGGUGAAGAAGAUCUGUCCAAGAAGAUGAAGACGAAUCUCGUUCCUGGUGGGACCAGAUUUCUUGCGUUUACUGUUCGCAGGGUGUAGAGUAUCUGGAGAAGCAGAUACAGUGAACCGCAGGCCUUCACAAGUCUGCUCCAUAGGGUCAAACACUGAUAGGAAUGGCUUGGUAUGCUGCCCAAGAAUGCGCAAAUCUCAUAGUAGAGUAGUUACAUGGUUAUCAAGAAUGAAAAUGGAAUUCGUCCUCUUGGUCUGCCGCAUCGAGAUACUCUUUCAUGCAACCAAUAGGAAGCGAGCAGGGUCCAAGCAAACAGGCCAAACAUAAUCGUGGC
This is a messenger RNA of Cucurbitaria berberidis CBS 394.84, 1451 nucleotides long. RefSeq lists its product as uncharacterized. The record is from RefSeq and is a predicted model, not a curated record. The transcript is spliced from 2 exons. Lineage: Eukaryota; Fungi; Ascomycota; Dothideomycetes; Pleosporales; Cucurbitariaceae. Bases 313 to 1206 code for a protein of 297 amino acids.